GGUCCUGGAGAAUUUCCCCGACUGGUGGUCCAAGAACCGCCGCGCCCCCCCUGGGUUGGAGAUAGAGAAGCAGGAGGACCUGGAGGAGUUGUACCGCCACGCCGGGACGCUGUUCGACCUAGGCAUCCCGCUCACCCUGGGCGAGCGGCGCACCCCGGCCUUCCGGCUGUUCCAGGACCUCGAGGCUUGGGGCACACGCGAUACCGCCCUGAGCAUGGAGGACCUGAUAGGGCCGGACACCUCGUUGACCUUGCUGAUUGGCACGGUGAUCGGUGAGGUCUUCCCCGGCCACGGCGGCUUCCUGGACAUGGCCGUGUACGACUCGACCGGCAUGUCGCAGACGAAGGGGGUGAGGAAGACCUCGCUGCGGCUGGUC
Prorocentrum cordatum is the source of this 376-nucleotide messenger RNA. Lineage: Eukaryota; Dinophyceae; Prorocentrales; Prorocentraceae. The record is from the annotation of a GenBank genome assembly.